This is a messenger RNA of Clupea harengus (Atlantic herring), 1356 nucleotides long. RefSeq names its product adenosine receptor A1-like. The record is from RefSeq and is a predicted model, not a curated record. Gene Ontology annotation, biological process: G protein-coupled adenosine receptor signaling pathway. Gene Ontology annotation, cellular component: dendrite; synapse; plasma membrane. NCBI's taxonomy places the organism in Eukaryota, Metazoa, Chordata, Actinopteri, Clupeiformes, Clupeidae. Gene Ontology annotation, molecular function: G protein-coupled adenosine receptor activity.
AUGGCACAAACAGGAGAACUAGUCUACACAGUACUGGAGGUGCUGAUUGCUGUGGCAUGUUGCCUUGGCAACCUGCUGGUGAUCUGGGCAGUGUGGACGUGUGGUGCCAUGCGACGGCAGCCCACCUUCCGCCUCAUCGCCUCUCUGGCCGCAGCCGACUUUCUGGUGGGGGCGGUGGCCAUGCCGUUGCGAGUUCUAGCGGACAGUAGGGUCCAGAUGUCUUUCUAUGGCUGCCUCACCCUCUGCUGUGGGGUGAUAUUCCUAACUCAGGUGUCGGUGUUCUCCCAGCUGGCACUGGCGUUUGAUCGUUUCCUGCGUGUAAUCAUCCCCUUCAGGUACAAAACCACGGUUACCCUUCAUCGCUGCUGGUGGGUGGUGGCUGCAUGCUGGCUAAUGGCUGCUACAGUUGGCUUCACUCCCCUCAUGGGCUGGAACAACCACACCAGCAUGUCUCAGAGCAACCGGUCCGAGUGCCAGUUCCUGAACGUCAUGUCCAUGUCCUUCCUGGUCUACUUCAGCUUGUACACCUGCUUCCUCCUCCCCAUGCUAAUCAUGACCAUAGUCUACUGCUGCAUCUUCAUCCUUAUCCAGCGCCAGCUGAGAAGCAGCAGCACCGUAGUGUCCCACUCCUACUACCACAAGGAGCGGAACCUGGCCCGCUCCCUCGUUCUGGUGUUGGUGUUGUUCGCCGUCUGCUGGCUCCCGAUCCAGUUAAUGAACAUGGCUACUUUUUACGGGACAAAGUUCACAGUUCCCCGCCCGGCCCUUUAUGUGGGCAUCCUACUCUCUCAGGCAAACUCAGCCAUUAACCCUGUUUUAUACGCCCUCAAGAUCCAGCAUAUACAAGCUGCCUCGAAGAAGAUAUGGAGGAGGUUCUUUCGGUGCAAAGAUGAACCACAAAGCAGCCAGACAUCAGGAAGUGAUAACAGCAGCAACCCCAGGAAAACUAGAGAUGAAAAGUAUACUAAAAGUGUUGAAACAACAGAGCAAGGCCUAUAAUUUGUUUUAUUGUUUAAUAUUUUUCAAAUCUGAUUAUUUUGAUGUAUAUAGAAUAAUGUAUAGUUUGGAACUCUCGCACACAUUAGCUACAUAGAUGCAAUCAUAAAAAUCCAUAGAUAAGCACCUCAUUCUUUUUUUUACGAUGAACAAUUUUGAUUGGUCAGCAGACAAGUGCCAAAGAUAACAAGGUCAAACUAUUUACUACAGGGAAAGUAAGCUCAUGAAAUCAUAUGUUAGUAAAACAAGCAUCCUACCGGUUUUUUCCCUUCCAUUACUGAGACUAUUGUUCCAGUACAAUAUUGGAAAAAGUCAUUUUUUUAUUCGAAGAAGGGAUUUUGCUUAAUUAAUUCUGGCUGU